Dracunculus medinensis (Guinea worm) is the source of this 393-nucleotide messenger RNA. The record is from the annotation of a GenBank genome assembly. NCBI's taxonomy places the organism in Eukaryota, Metazoa, Nematoda, Chromadorea, Rhabditida, Dracunculidae.
AUGAAAUAUCUAUUAGUGGAUGAAAUAGAUAUGGCUGCAAUAAUUGAAGAUACUAAAUAUUGUGGCCAAAUACGUCGUAAAAAUAUCGAGCGCAUCUUCCACGUUCCAAAGAUUCAUGUUCCGGCUGAACUAGCGCAGCUUCUUCAUCAACGGCGCAAAAAAAUAUUGAUGACGAAUAAUUUAAUCAUUUUGGAUAGAAAUGCUAAAAACAUGCAAAUAUCUAUCUCAGUUCCAAGCGAGGAUAGUACACCUAAAGCAAUAAAUGUGAAAAAACGAAAAAAAAACAAGAAAAUGAAUUUUACCAAUGAAUUUUAUCAAAAAUUAACAAUCAAAGAAGAAAACGAAACGAAAAUGGAAUUUAAUGAAAAAGCUAAAGCAAUAACUGAUCAGUGA